Symbiodinium sp. CCMP2456 is the source of this 2532-nucleotide messenger RNA. The record is from the annotation of a GenBank genome assembly. NCBI's taxonomy places the organism in Eukaryota, Dinophyceae, Suessiales, Symbiodiniaceae.
AUGCUUCCACUGCACUUCAGUUUCGUCUUUUCUGUCGUUUCGGCAGCUUGGGGCACGGAGCACUUACAAACCCCAAAGUGCUCAGUCCUCGAUUGUGAUGAUCAAGGUGGUGUAGGACUGCUCCAAUCAACUGCUGUCCACGUGAAGCCGCCUAGGCCAGGUUGGGAUGACUUGAGGGAAGUGCCCGAAGUCGAGGACAGUGGUGUGUGGCGUAUCCCUCCUUUCGGCAACCAUGCUAUGAUCAUGUUCAAGCACAGGCCCAGAUGGCACCGCCCUACCGUUGUCGAGGCCAAAUAUAAAUCACAUGGCCCUGCGCUCGCUGUUCUGCGUUCAGCAGCAAGCCUGGGCGUCAUCUUGUCCUCCACAGCCUUUCUUAUCCCAGGUUGCGGGCUCGUGCUCUGUGCAUGCGCCUGCUGCUUUGCUAGACGCCGAUCCCCGGCAAGUCCAUCCCCGAAUGCUUCGGAUGGAGGAACGGCGCGUGAGUCCGCAUCACGCGAUGCUGAAGCCGUACAAGCUGGCCUGUGGCCUGCUCGAUCGGCGGUGGCCAGGUCAGAUUUGGUCACUCUGGUCUGCCUAGUGGACAUCCUGGGCAACAUCCCUUUGCUCUUCUUGCUCUCCGGCCCGAAGGAUUCGGGAACAUUUGCGCUGCCCGGCAACCUGGAGAGAGACAAACUCUUAAGCAUGAUGUUGGAGACCCUUAGCUUUGCGAUCUUCCUGCUUGUUUUUGGCCGUUGGGAGCAGCAGCGACAUCUGGUCACAUUGUGGCAGACCUUGCAAUCCUUACGCUACUUCUUGAUUCGUCGAUCCCUUUUUGCAAGCCCAUGGAUGUUCUUGGGCGUAGCUUUUUUGCUACCGCUAGUCUCGGUGGUUGGCAUGGUCUGUGAAAUUUCCGUCGACCACCCGUUGCGCUUGCCGCCGUUUCUCCCCAAGAAGAUGGAUCCUUAUGCUGCAGAUGGAUGGCUCGGGCCUCGCAUAAGCUACCAAAUCCAGAGCAAGUACAUGCGAGGCUUUGUCACGGCAGUGUGCAUGGCUGCUUACAGCACCAGGGUGUUUCUGGUCCUGUACGUUUUCUCCGCAGGACCACAACGAGAUCUGGAGUAUGUUAGCGAUCAGGAUUUUUCACAUCUCGUUUGCAUUGCCAUCGUGGUGCAGAUUGCCUCGUUCCUGCCGACUAGCAUUGCGCAGACGCAGGCGGUGCCCUUGAACAUGGCACAAUGGUGGUCCCAAGUGCAGUUUCCUCAAGCCUACAGGACUGGGCCCUUCGAAGCUCCGUGCCUCGCUGGUGAGAUGGACGAAGCUUCAGAGCUCCAGGCCCGCCUGGCCAGCCACCAAUGCCGUUCCAUCACCGUGGUGAUUCCGGCUUACAUGCCCAACGAGGAGGAUAUUCUCAUGGACUCUUUGGCUGCCUACCGCACAGAGCAGUCAAAAUACCCCGGAGAAUUCCGCUUGAUUCUGGUAUGGAAUUCACCAGAUGAGCAUCCGGAGAUGGAAGAGAUGCUGGAACAGCUUCAGAAAGAGUGGCCUGAGCUGUCUGUGCACCGGAACAGGCUCUCGACCACUAAAUGCGACAACCUGAACAUGGCCAUAGAGAUGCUUGAGACUGACUUUGCUCUGUUCAAUGACAUGGACACAAUGGUUUCAGCUGCGACUAUGUGCCGCGCGUCCCUGCACCUCUUCGAAGAGAACUUUGAUACUGCGCAGUGCUAUCUCGUGCACUGCUGGGAGGACUUCGCUGGGCUCCAAGAUGCGGGCUACUUUGUGUGCGGCCCCCUCAUCACGGCUUAUGACUCGGUCUUGGGUGGGUUUCAAGAGGUCUAUGGCAGUUUGAGCCUUCCCUUCUGUAAUGGUCGUGGAUCGUUCUGGCGAACGAAUGCCAUCAAGGAAACAGGCUUCGACCAUCGGACUCUUUCAGAGGAUCAUGAUGCGAUGUACCGGGCCGCAGCUUUCCAUGGCUUCAAAGGCGUUCUGGAUACCAAUAUGCUGGCCCAGGAGCGCGUGCCUCCGAGCCUGAGCAGUUUAGUGUCGCAGCGGGUCCGCUGGGAGAGUGGGCAGAUGCAGAAGACGCAGGCACUGAGCUGGGUAGCACGCUCCAAACACAUCUCACUCUUAAAGAAGAUGAUGAUCCUUAACGCGGAUUGGUGUGAGAAGCCUUUUCAGGGGAGCCCCUUCAUAGUCUGGCAAGUUCUGGCUGCAAUCGUCAUGAUCGCUCGACCGAACAUGUUGAAUCCCAUGCUGCGGCUUGACAUCGCAGGGCUGACAGUGAACCUGCCAGUGAUUGUCCUCGGCUUGAUCGUGCUCCCCAUGUCCCUGAAGUGGGCAACAGCCUUGCUGACGUCACGUUAUCGCCCCCGGUGGCUAGCUUGGGUCCUGCAAUCCUUCGUGCUUCCCUUUACCUACCAUGUGAUGCGAGCGACAAUUGUGAAUUGCAAAACCCUGCACAACUCACUGUGGACGGGGCGGCUGGAUUUUGUUUGCACUGCCCGUGAUCGGACGCCCAGCAACUCGCCCACGAAGCUGCCCUUCCACACGUGA